CUGUCUCGGAAAUGCUCCAAGCCGAAUGACGACACUUUCUCGGCAUCCCGGGUUUUGUCACGUGCCGCAGAUACGAUAGCUUAUCGAGCACUGCUUUCCGCCCUUGGUUCUUUCUGCCAUCGUUGAUGCGUAAUUUAAUUACUGGCCCUACCAACCUAGUGAUUUGCAGGGAUUUGCGAUUGCCGCUUUUAUCUGGAGAUAUUCUUUGAACAACGAAAGCUAUGCCUGCUGCUACUGGCACGAAACGCGUUAGGGGUGUGUCUGUCUUCAGGCCAUUUGUCUACGGUAGUGAAGCAACCCCAUUCGACCCCGAGAACCGCCCCGCGAACGCCCCAGCAGAUCACACGCAUCAAUGGCGAGUAUUCGUGAAAGGCGUGAACGACGAAGACGUCACAUACUGGCUGAAGAAAGUACAAUUCAAACUACACGAGACAUAUGCGCAAUCGGUCCGAACAGUCGAGCAGCCACCAUUUGAGGUGACCGAAACCGGGUGGGGAGAAUUCGAGAUUCAAGUCAAACUGUACUUUGUGCCUGAGUCGACUGAGAAGCCCCAGACCGUUUGGCACAGUCUCAAGCUGCACCCAUACGGGGAUGAUAUUGAAGGAAAACGCGAGCGGAGAGAGAAAGUUGUUAGUCAGAAUUACGAGGAGGUUAUUUUCAACGAGCCCGUGGAACAGUUUUAUGAUAUGCUUACGGGCGGCUCCAAUAACAGCCAACCGGCCAAGGGGAAGAGUGGUAAGGCGAAGCAAUUGCAGCAAAGUGCGGGGAGGACAGCGGAAAUCCCAGAUAACGAUAGCCCUGGAAACCCAUACAGCAGGGCGACGGAACAUGCUGAGCUGGGAAGGCUCGAUGAAGCGCUGAAGACCGUCGAUCAGAUGAUCAAGGAAGAGAAAGUGAAGCUUGUGGAGCGAGAAAAGAAGUUGGCAGAACUGAAGGAGAGCGAGGGCAUCCCGGUAGUUACGAAAAAGAAAUGAUCGGGGUUGGUGAAAUGAUGCCGGAUUAGCAGAUUAUAAUACGACCACGAACUUCCCGUCGACUACAUCGUCGUCACGCCGUCUCUUGGGACAGAGGAACCAUGCCGACUAUGUUAUACACCCCCAGACAUGUAUAGCGACGGAUGUCUUUUUAAUACCAAAUUAGGUAGAAAAAGAAAUGCAUUAAUAUUCAAAUGACGCACUUCGUUGCAAGGGCAUUAUAGAUGACAUGGAAUCUGGAAAGGAAGAAAGAGAAAGAACAAACACCCAAAUCCUCAAGCUAUAAUCGUAAUUGGUUCAGGCAAGAAUGAAAAAU
Talaromyces proteolyticus is the source of this 1290-nucleotide messenger RNA. Its product is annotated as histone acetyltransferase subunit. The transcript is spliced from 4 exons. Lineage: Eukaryota; Fungi; Ascomycota; Eurotiomycetes; Eurotiales; Trichocomaceae. The coding region runs from base 222 to 974 and encodes 250 amino acids. Gene Ontology annotation, biological process: regulation of DNA-templated transcription. The record is from RefSeq and is a predicted model, not a curated record.